AUGGCGUCAGUUUUGUUAAGCAAAUUAAUUAAAUAUGUCCGUGACAUUUUAACUCGUGUAAAAAUUACUCGUAUUACUGCGUUAACCGAUUCGACUAUCGUGUUGACAAUUGAGGCUCUUCACCCCGGUCCAGAUGGGAUUGUUCGUUGUGUUACGCUUCGCACUCAAAAGAGUACUCUACAGAGACCAGUUAAUAAACUGAGUCCUCUACCUUAUUCAAAUUAG
Molecule: messenger RNA, 225 nt
Organism: Parnassius mnemosyne (clouded apollo)
Lineage: Eukaryota; Metazoa; Arthropoda; Insecta; Lepidoptera; Papilionidae
Source: the annotation of a GenBank genome assembly